This is a messenger RNA of Gadus morhua (Atlantic cod), 3537 nucleotides long. It is a transcript of the gene ppardb, whose product is annotated as peroxisome proliferator-activated receptor delta b. Gene Ontology annotation, biological process: positive regulation of fatty acid metabolic process; negative regulation of cholesterol storage; hormone-mediated signaling pathway. Gene Ontology annotation, molecular function: RNA polymerase II cis-regulatory region sequence-specific DNA binding; zinc ion binding; DNA-binding transcription repressor activity, RNA polymerase II-specific. The record is from RefSeq and is a predicted model, not a curated record. Lineage: Eukaryota; Metazoa; Chordata; Actinopteri; Gadiformes; Gadidae. Gene Ontology annotation, cellular component: nucleus. Bases 450 to 1967 code for a protein of 505 amino acids. The transcript is spliced from 8 exons.
AUGCUGUUCUCUUUACUUGCACUGGGCGGCAGGCGCAGGAGAGGAAUGACGCAAGGCAACACGAAGAGUUGGGUUAGGAGUGCACAGCUAAGGAUAUCAGUUGACUUUUCCUUUGGUUGUGUUAUCUGUGGAUGAUAUGGUAGCACGUAGGAGUGCAGCCACUUGGUUUUAUUCUGCUGACGUAAGAAAUGAAGAGUAUCGUCAUUAUGUCUCGGGAGCUCCAAACGCUAGCUCUUAAUGCUAAGUCCAGCUAGUCACUGUCUACAAACAACUUGUCAACAAUCAGUCUUCGACAGUGCUUGUAUUGUAUCUUUGGUGGCAGCUACUUGUUUAAACCGGGGAUACUUCUCGUACUCAACGCCUUUGAAAAAAACAGUAACACUGUGAAAGGGGAGUUAUGUUGGCAACGUGACAGGACGGUAGCUUCUGUACCACCCUGAACAGGAGCCAUGGAUGCGUUUCAGCAUACUGCCAGAAAGCUGCCGGAUGGUGUAAACGGAACACGUGAGCCAAAGUCCCCCCAGGACCCAGAGUCGGUCGGGGCCUCGAACUGUGCAAAUGGGCCGGACUCGCCGGAGGUCCCAGAGCUGCAAGAGCUGAGAACCAGGGAAGCUGCUGAUGAUGAGGAUGAUGAAGAGGUGGAGAAAGUAGUGGACAGAGAACGCUCGCCUGUAUCUAAAGGGCCGAAGCAGAAAGCUAAAAAGGAAGCCACAAAGCAGGAUGGAAAAGAACUCAAGAAUCACGUCAGCCGUGCAUCAUCCCCCAACUACACAGAUCUCUCCCAUACCUCGUCGCCGUCCUUGUCAGAGCAGCUUCGCCUGGGCCGAGAAGAGGCCGCAGGGGCUGGGAUUAAUGUGGAGUGCAAAAUCUGCGGGGACAAGGCCUCUGGCUUCCACUACGGUGUGCAUGCCUGUGAGGGCUGCAAGGGCUUUUUCCGACGGACCAUCCGAAUGAAACUGGAAUACGAGCGCUGCGAGCGUGCGUGCAAGAUACAGAAGAAGAAUCGGAAUAAGUGCCAAUAUUGUCGAUUCCAGAAGUGCCUAUCUUUGGGAAUGUCUCAUGAUGCAAUCCGGUAUGGACGCAUGCCUGAAGCUGAGAAGAAAAAGCUGGUGGCGGGCCUACAGGCAGAGGAACAGAACCUCCGCAAUCCUAAAGGUGCAGACCUCAAGACGCUGGCCAAACAGGUCAACGCAGCCUACUUGAAAAACCUCAGUAUGACCAAGAAAAAGGCCCGCAGUAUCCUCACGGGCAAGACCAACAGCACCUCGCCCUUUGUCAUCUAUGACAUGGACACCCUAUGGAAAGCGGAGAGCGGUUUAGUAUGGAGCCAGUUGGUGCCGGGGGCACCCCUGACCAAGGAGAUUGGGGUCCAUGUGUUCUACCGCUGCCAGUGCACUACAGUGGAGACUGUGAGGGAGCUCACAGAGUUUGCCAAGUCCAUUCCAGGCUUUGUGGACCUCUUCCUCAAUGACCAGGUGACUUUGUUGAAGUAUGGUGUGCAUGAGGCUAUUUUCGCCAUGCUCCCCUCGCUCAUGAACAAAGAUGGACUUUUGGUGGCCAAUGGCAAAGGAUUUGUGACCAGAGAGUUCCUGCGAAGUUUAAGGAAGCCCUUCAGUGAGAUAAUGGAGCCCAAGUUUGAGUUUGCCUUAAAGUUCAAUGCUCUGGAGUUGGACGACAGUGACCUGGCACUGUUUGUUGCAGCCAUCAUACUCUGUGGAGAUCGCCCAGGGCUGAUAAACGUGAAGCAGGUGGAACAGAGUCAGGACAGGAUACUGCAGGCCCUUGAUCUGCACCUCCAGACCAACCACUCUGACUCGCUCUACCUCUUCCCCAAGCUGCUGCAAAAGAUGGCCGACCUCCGACAGCUGGUCACAGAGAAUGUUCAGCUGGUUCAGAAGAUUAAAAAAACUGAGUCUGAGACCUCGCUCCACCCUCUGUUGCAGGAGAUCUACAAAGACAUGUACUAGUUUUUAACUCCACAAACGGUUGUUGUGGGUUUAUGAGCAAUAUGGUUACGGACUGAAGUGAUGUUUUUUUCAAACUGAAAUUCUAGGGAAGCACUGCUCCAGACAUGGACUUACUGUUUUGUGUAUGUAUGUGUGUGUGUCUGUGGCUGAGGCGAUUGAGUGGUAAUACUGUAGUUACAUUGUAGGUUUAAGGUAAUCGGCAAAUACCCUUUUGAUAUCAGAAUUACCAGAAGAAUAAUAGUGUAAAUAAUAAGUGUAUGUGGAAUCAUGUUCCGCAAGUCCUCGUUGCGCAAAAAAAAAGGUCACUGAACUGUUUGAAUGGUAUGUUGUGUUUGAAGAGGCGCUGUUUUUCUUGUUCCUCAGGGGUAAGCUCCCAUUUCAUUCUGACCCCAUAUCAGUGCCCUGACAGAACCUGGCCUUUCAGUGGCAGUGUAACUCUGUACUCUGCCAAUGUUUGUAUACAAGAGUAUUAGCACAAGUGAUCAGAGCUGCCUGUUUGUACUGUAUGGAGAUGAGACAUGCCAGGGUCUUGGUAGCAGAGUUAUUUUCGGGCUCUAUGUUAAAAAAGACUAGGUGUGAAAUGUAUUUUGCUUGUGUACAUCCGCAUUGCACUAAACAAUGUUGGGUUUUUUGGAGGCAGAAUAGCAAAAAAAGAAAACUGGGCAGGCUCCAGCUGGGUAAAGCUCACACAAGUGGCAGCAUCUGUGUGAUACCAUUAUACUGUGUACAUUUUUGUGAGAACAGUGUCUUGAGUUGGGUGAUUGAGGUGUUCACUUAGUGAGCUCACUGAGCUGUGAUAAAUGGGCUAUGCUGCACAGAUUCUACGCAGAAUUGGUGAAUAGAAUUGCAUCACUCCUUUAUUUCGAGGGGGUAUUCUCUUUAGCCAGGCAAAUAGUUCUCCCCAAUGUAUUUUAAGAUUCCUUAGUUAUUGUUAUGAGUGAAUGAAAAAUCUAUUGGAUGUAUACUGAACCAAGCAUAGAUUUUACGAGUGCAUGUCUGUAUUGAGUGUAAGAAUGCACCAAAUAUAAGUAACCUAACAUUUUCUUUAAUCUGAACAUUACAAAUUUGGAGUUAUACUAAAAUCAAUGUAGCAUGCUAUCCCUAUUAAUUUGAUGACAAUUAUUAGAUCAAUGUAUUGAUUGUGUGACAUCACAAUGGUUUGAUGUACUGUCACAACUGUUGACCACAAUACCAGAGUACCAUUUUUCGAGUUCCACAAUUCAAUGAUUUAUGUUGUAAAAGCAAAUGGUUUUUAAUAUAUCUAUUUUCAAAUACAUAGUUUGAUGGACUAUAUCAUUAAUGUAUAGAAACUUGAUAUGUCUAUCAAUAUAAACAAACUUUACUUUGAAAGGUCAAUGAAAAAAAUCUUGUUUUAUUAUCUCUUAAACCCUAACUACCUCUAUAUGUUGUAUGUUUCCUUCACUUUAUCACAUGUACCAAUGUCUGAUAAUAUUGUAAUAUCUGACAUUUUGCCUUAAAUACUAUCAGUAGGCUACACAUUGCAAAUUUUAUAUUGUAGUGUAUGUGCAAUGUGCCAAAACAAUUAUGUGAAUAAAUGAUAAAGGACUGA